This is a messenger RNA of Ambispora leptoticha, 1656 nucleotides long. Lineage: Eukaryota; Fungi; Glomeromycota; Glomeromycetes; Archaeosporales; Ambisporaceae. The record is from the annotation of a GenBank genome assembly.
AUGUUGAAACGAAUAUUUCAUAGUUCUGAUAAUGAUAGUGAGAAUGGGCGGAGGUUUUUUCAACGAGAUUUACAGCAACGCCGACGCCAAAACUCUAUAACGUCUGAGGACGAGGCACUGGCCGAAUAUGUUGAUACAAAAAUAAUAUUUCAGGCUGGUGUCGAUUUCGAGAGUAAACCGUUGGUGGUUGUGUGUGCUUGUAAUUUACCUGAUCCCAACGAAGUAGAUUAUGACAAAAUUUUAAGUCGAAUUCUGCGUAAACUCGAUUUAUUUGUAGAAAGCGAUUAUACUGUUGUGCUUUUCGCUGGCGGAGCACAACAUCGUCCUGGUUGGCAUUGGAUGUUUCGCGCGUACAAAAAUCUUAGUAGAAAAUACAAGAAAAAUUUAAAAAAUUUGUAUAUAGUACAUUCGACUACUUGGGCCCGCGUUAUACUUGAUGUAAUGAAUGUCGUGAUAAGCCCAAAAUUUGGGCGAAAAGUUAAAUAUAUUCCAACGCUAUCAAAACUGGCAUUAUACGUUCCAUUAACACAAAUUGAAAUCCCGCCGCUUGUCUAUACAUAUAAUUUAAAAUUUGAGGAAAAAAUAACACUUCAACCGACCGCGUAUGAUGAAAAUGGGUCACUAAUGUUUGGUGUCCCGAUUGAGGUGCUAAUGGGUUCGGAGGGGGAAAAGGGAUUACCUAGGGUGGUAAAAGAUUGUGUAACUUAUUUGAGAGCAGAAGGAUUGGAAACUGAAGGUAUUUUUAGGCGUUCACCAAGUUCUGUUCUGUUACGACAGGCAAGAGAAGCAUAUGAUCGAGGAAACCCAAUUAAUCUUGCCGAUUAUGGAGUUCACGUCGCUGCUGUCUUACUAAAGAUGUUCUUUGCGCAACUCCCAGUUUCCGUAUUUCCCGCCGAGAUAUACGAAACAUUGCGACAAAUACGCAUGAAAAAUGGCCACUUGGAAAGAAUAGAAUUCAUUCGUGAAACUGUUUUUCCCUUACUACUGCCUCCGGUCGUAAUUCUAUUACACUAUGUUUGUUCGUUACUCUACGAAAUUUCGAAACACGAGAAAGUGAAUCGCAUGACUCCGUAUAAUCUUGCAGUGAUGAUGGCUCCGAAUUUGGUGCAUAGCGGAAACCCAUUGUUGGAUGUUAGCAUGUGCGUGUUGAGUACGGACAGCGACUCGGGAGGCGGAGUUGGAAUAUUUAUGAAACUUGCUAUUGAACAUUUCGAAUUGAUGUUUGAAGGGUUUGAGGAGCCACGUGAACGUAUUAGGGAUGCAGCUGUAGUUGAGAAUGGAAAUAGUCUUAGUAGCCAUCAAUUUCAUCAUAAUAAUUAUGGUGUCGGAACUGCUGCAUCUUCCUCAAGAACGUCAUCUGUCACCAGUGAAUCAACGGAAGUUUCAUCAAAUAACACUUCUAUAAAUAGUCCAUCCGCCUCACUCAUAAAUUCAACAAGCCCACCAAAAUAUCCGUCAAUUCGACGAAUGAGAAACUUAGCAUCGGCGUCUUCACCACCUAAUGGCAGCAUACGUGGCGUUGGAGCUGGUGUAGAGAUUAGUGGUAUAAUGGUUUCAGGGCUGGUGACCAGUAGUCCACCGGGAACUCCAUACGGUGAAGAACCUGGAUCACCGAGAUCAAUAGAUGAACUAAGGAAAGCGAUACCGUGGAAUUGA